Molecule: messenger RNA, 437 nt
Organism: Oppiella nova
Lineage: Eukaryota; Metazoa; Arthropoda; Arachnida; Sarcoptiformes; Oppiidae
Source: the annotation of a GenBank genome assembly
AGGCUCAGUAUCAUGUGGUGAGAGCGCGGCGUAUGGAUGAAGAGGAGCAGGAGAUCCGUCGCAAACAGGAGGAGGAGAGGGAGGCGUUGCGGCAGAAGAUGUUAUCCGUGCAGAAGCUGAAAGAGGAGGAACGGGUCAAACAGGAACAGGAGCUCAUCCUCAAGAGACAACAGUUUGUGGAGCAGUCGAAGAGUAAACUAGUGUUCGCUGAAGUGAGUGAAGACAAGCCCAAGAAGGGAAGGAAGCGUUACGUCGAUGACGACGGCUUCGUGAACGACAGUUCCUCUGACGGCGAGAAUAAAGAUCGCAUUAAACGUCCGCUAAAUUUGGCCGAAGGAGAGGUAGGAGAGAGAGAACGCAAACGCAGACGAAGAAAGAGAGACCGAUCGGAGUCGGGAUCUGAUGCAGAGGUGAAGGAGAGGAAUGAGGAGAGAAGG